Molecule: messenger RNA, 3078 nt
Organism: Brettanomyces nanus
Lineage: Eukaryota; Fungi; Ascomycota; Pichiomycetes; Pichiales; Pichiaceae
Exons: 1
Coding region: 1-3078 (1025 amino acids)
Biological process (GO): replication fork reversal; double-strand break repair via synthesis-dependent strand annealing; interstrand cross-link repair
Molecular function (GO): ATP binding; four-way junction DNA binding; 3'-5' DNA helicase activity
Source: RefSeq, a predicted model, not a curated record
AUGUCCGAUUCUGAUAAUGAUUCGUUUUCAGAUGACGGCGAAGAUGUCGUUCUUCUGACCAAUAAAAUUCAUGAACGCUCCAUUUCCUCCAUUUCCCCCCAUUCGAGUCCGUCUGCUGUCAAUAAGUCUUUCACCAUCACCCAUUCUGGACAGCUUUCUCUUGAUGGAGGCGUGGUCUAUGAGGAAAUUAGAGAGACAAAUGUCAGUUUUGGUCCCACAAAUCACAAUCUUGACACAGAUGCAAUGUCCACCAUUGUCUAUCCGUCCAAUAUGGAAGUUAGAAAGUACCAGGAAUCAAUAGUCAAGCACGCUCUCAUGGAGAACGUACUCUGUGCUCUUCCGACAGGACUUGGUAAGACUUUCAUCGCCUCUACUGUUAUGCUCAACUUUUAUCGCUGGAUUAAAGGGCCACCUGAUGGCAAAAUUAUCUUUAUGGCUCCCACCAGGCCACUUGUUGCUCAACAAAUGAGGGCUUGCUAUGGUAUUACUGGAAUUCCUCUUGAUGAUACCGCUGUAUUGUUAGACAUUUCCAAAAAAGAUCGUAAAGACUUGUGGACCACCAAACGUGUAUUUUUUUCUACUCCACAGGUGGUAGCCAAUGACCUUCGUUCAGGAAUUGUCGACCCCCGUCAAAUAUGCUGUAUUGUAAUAGAUGAGGCUCAUAGAGCCAGGGGUAAUUACGCUUACUGUACCGUUGUUGCCCAAAUCAACCGUAUCAACACAAGUUAUCGUAUUCUGGCUCUAACAGCUACUCCCGGUUCUGACACUGAAUCCGUUCAGCAGAUCAUCGACAAUUUGAGCAUCUCCAGCAUCGAGGUUAGGACGGAAAAUGACUCUGACGUCUCUCCUUAUGUCAAUUCUAAGGCUGUAGUCAAAGUCGAUUGUCCUGUUACUCCAGAGAUUGAUCAUAUCAUAGAAUUCAUAUGUGUCGCCAUUCUUCCCGCGUUGAAAAAGGCCAAUGCUGCUGGUAUUUACGAUAUUACUGAUCCUGCACGCAUCAACCAAUUCAGGGCUUUUGAGAAAUCCCGUGCGGUCAUUGCAAACCAUGGUCUGCCCGAAGGUUUGAAAUGGACUUACUUUUUCCAGCUCAAACUAUUGGCAGAAGUGGGUAUGUUUCUACGAAGACUCAAUAUUUACGGUAUCAAGACUUUCUACACCUUGUUUCUGAACAAGUAUACAGAGUUCACAACUAAAUAUGAGAUGAAGAAGUCCACAAAUCGUAUUGCUGCUUCGUUCUAUUACAAUGAUAGCAUUAAAAAGAUGAAGAGUUUUGUUGAGGCUCUUAUCCGAGAAGACGCUAGAAAGGCGGCGCGGGCUGAUUCGAGGGUUGUCGAGGGACUCUUCUCGCAUUCCAAGUUACAGGAACUCGUUCAUAGAUUGAUCGAUUUUUUAAAGGAGCAAGGUUCUCGUGGUGGGUUUUCUUCUGUUAUUGUAUUCACCGAGUUUAGAGAGAGUGCCUUAGAGAUUGUCAGAUGUCUUGAAAGUGCGAAUAGACUAGUAAAGAACGACACACCCAACUCUUCUGAUCUCCUUAGACCGCAUAUUUUUAUUGGACAGGCUAAAGAGAAAGAUAAAUUCGAUGAGGACGCUUUCAGGAACAAAAAUAGGAAGAAAAAAAGAGGUGAAAAGAAGCAAGAUGACGAUCCUUUACCUAAAAAACGUAAGACGGGUAAUGCUUCUGCCUCUAUAGCUGUACCUGCAUCACGUGUGGACUCAAGUGUAUCAGCUCAGGCGAAAGGUAUGACGCAAAAGGUUCAAAAGGAGCUUCUUUCAAAAUUUAAAGAGGGAAUAUAUAAUAUUCUUGUGGCGACAUCGAUCGGAGAGGAAGGUCUAGAUAUUGGAGAAGUGGAUAUGAUUGUCUGUUUUGACUCAACCUCUUCUCCUAUUAAGAAUAUUCAACGUAUGGGACGUACUGGUAGAAAAAGAGCCGGUAAUGUCGUGUUACUCUUUUCUGGAAACGAAAGAGAAAAGUUUGAGAAAGCUAUGGAUAAUUACCAGUGGAUUCAAAAUCAGAUACGUAGUGGGGACGCCAAAUUGGAUUUGCAUCCCUCCGAUAGAAUUCUACCUAAAGAAUACGAGCCCCAGAUUGAGUAUAGAAAGAUUGAAAUUCCUGAGGAGAAUAAGGAGGUAUUGGAGGAUGAAGGAAUGAAUGCAGAUGAUGCUAUCAUUGAGAAAGUUAAAGGGAAAACGAAAUCAAAAGGUAAGAAGACAAGGCCGGAAAAGGGAGGACGUCAAGCCAAAUUGGAGAAGAGGUUUUUCAUGCCAGAUAAUGUAGAGACGGGAUUUCGGCCUGCUUCGACAUUGGUGAGAAAAGUAAAGCAAAGUAAGGUUGAUGAAAAGAAGGAAGAGGAGUAUAAAAAGUCAGAUGAGACGUUGUUGAGUGAAAAUGUUGAUAGUGAUAAUGACCUGACUCCAAGUCAGCUACUUAGUUCUGUGAAUGCGUCGAAGGAUGAAUCUAUAAAAUCUUCUCAACCGAUUCUUAUUGAUCUUUCUGAAUUCACCGAUGACGAACUACGUGGAAAUGAGUUUAAAGAGGUUACUGGUGCGAUGAGAGAGACAAGUGAGAAUUUCAGUGAAGCUGAAAAGGCCGAGAAGCCCGGUGAAUCUGAAGCUCAGAAAUCUGGUGAAUCUGAAGCUCAGAUACCCGGUGAAUCCGAAGCUCAGAAACCGGGUGAAUCCGAAGCUCAGAAACCUGGUGAAUCUCAAUCUCAAUUGUUUCCUCUAGUUAUAGAGGACUCCGAAGGUGGUGAUGACAUUGAAUCCGACAGCUUCGCUAGCUUUAUUUCAGGUAACAUGAUAUCUUCGACUCCUCUUUCCAACAUUGACUCUGUAUUUACUAAUCAAUUCUCCCCUCGAGACGGGUUUAUGACAUCUCAUCAGGAGAUGCUAUUUUACUCGCAAUACUUUACAGAAGAUGAAAAUGCAUGCUAUGACCCAAGAAGAUUCAACGAGAUCGAUGAUCCACUCAUCUGCGUCAGAGGUGGUGGAAAGAAUCUUGGUAGAAUAUCACAUUCGACAGCGUCGAAGAGCAUUAUCGAGUUUCAUGAGUUUUGCGAAAGGCAGAAGAAGCGGAACUAG